This is a messenger RNA of Hemicordylus capensis (graceful crag lizard), 1398 nucleotides long. It is a transcript of the gene FAM177B, whose product is annotated as family with sequence similarity 177 member B. The transcript is spliced from 5 exons. Bases 61 to 633 code for a protein of 190 amino acids. The record is from RefSeq and is a predicted model, not a curated record. Lineage: Eukaryota; Metazoa; Chordata; Lepidosauria; Squamata; Cordylidae.
CGGUUCCCACCCACCCCCCUCACUAUCACAGCAGCAUUUUAAUCAGAUUUUCUUUCUGUGAUGGGAGAUAGCCAAGAGAUUCUUAAGAAGGAAGACGAUGACGCCCAGCAGGUUGGUGAGAAAAAUUUGAAUGCAAAUAAGACUCCAAGAAGGGUUAUUUACUUUGCAAGUGGUGAAUCUAUGGAAGAAUACAGCACGGAGGAGGAGGAAGAUGCAGUAGAGGUCACCUAUAAGACACUUCUUGACCCGACCAAACUCUCCUGGGGUGCUUACCUGAGACUUUGGGCCCGUCGAAUGGCAGCAACAGCUUUCUUUACUUGUGAUUUCCUCGGUGGAAAGUUGGCCACGUUCCUUGGACUUAAUGAACCCAAAUAUCAGUACGCGAUAGACGAAUACUACAGGACACAAGAAAAGGAAAAUGAAAGUGACGAAGAUGGUGAAGAGAUGCCAACAAUGGAAGAGAUUGUUGUACAGAAUGAAAAACAGCGUCUGCAGAUGCAGAGCCUGGAAUAUGGGUCCAUUCAUUGCCAAGACAUGUCUGCAUUUUCUCAGGAAAACACUGUUGAAAAUGUCAAUGAACUUGGAGGAGGCAGCUUGCCAGAUCCAAAAUGCACCUCAGCCACUGGGAAAUGAAGGCAACGUUAUGAGUCACCCCUCACCCUCACCCUACUAAAUUGCCUGCUCGAUAGGAAAAGAAUAAGUUGUUGGCGACUGAGGAAGUGAUGUCAGGAUGGCCUUAAACCUGUGUUCCUGGGAGUGCUGUGGCCCCUCAGUGAGAAGGAUGUAGCCAUGGCAGGCAGAAUUCCUUGCAGUGGCAGCACCAGAGGAAAAACCUUGGUGCAGGCCACAGAAGGGGCAAUGUGCAUUUCUAGUAGGUACCAUGUGUUAGAUUCUGAAAGAGAAAUAACAGAAUAUUUCAGGUGAAUGCUAGCCCCAUCCUAAACUUAUUUUCUCUGAGAUAAGUCCUAUUUAUUUCAAAGACGUUACAAGUUCUCUUCACCAUCAUGGUUCCGUCACCAACAGACAGAAAGGAACCAAUGGUGAGCUUGUGUGUACUGACGAUAAUAAACAAAAGCACUCUUGAGUAUGUGAAAAGUGACUUUCCUUCAAGUAACCACAGGAGUCCAGCAAAGGGUAAGGGUGUGUGUGUGUGUGUGUGUGUGUGUGUGUGUGUGUGUGUGUGCGUGCACAAAUGGGAGAUCUAUUUGCAGGGGGGAUGAGACACCCCAUUGCAUCCCCUAGUGCUGCCUAUGGUUACCUGAAGGAUGGUUUUUCUUUAGUACUGUCCCCUGAAAUGUUCAGCCACAGAGGAGCAUUGUGUGUCCUGUUGGGGGCACCCUCAGUUCACCUGGAAGGUGAAAUGCAAGACGCAGAGGUCAUCCACACAAUCAAAAACUG